AGGGAGAGAAGGGUCCUGGGAAGCCCCCAGCAAGGCCACCCUGAGACCCCUUAUGCCCUCUUCAUCCUCUCAACACGCAGCCUACCUCAUACAAGCCUGACUGAUUUUUGCUCUACACAGCAGCAAGAUGUCAGGGGUAGAGGAAGCUUUCCGCAAAUUUGCAGUAUACGGUGACACAUCUGCCAGUGGCAAUGAAAUGACGGGGAAAAACUUCUCCAAGAUGUGCAAAGAGUGUGGGGUGAUGGAUGGGAAAGCUGUGACCAGCACUGAUGUUGACAUCGUAUUCAACAAAGUCAAGACCAAGGGUGCCCGCACCAUCACCUUUGCUGAGUUCCAGCAGGCUAUGAAGGAGCUCUGCAGCAAGCGCUUCAAAGGCAAAUCACCUGAGGAAGCGCUGCAGGCUGUGUAUGGCCUCAUCGAGGGGAAGGAGCCUGGCAGCGCGGGCACCACAAAAGCCACCAAGGUUGGUGGGGUUGAUAGGCUGACAGACACUAGUAAAUACACUGGCAGCCACAAAGAGCGUUUCGAUGCAAGCGGCAAAGGGAAAGGUCUUGCUGGCCGCCAGGAUCUGACAGACAACAGCGGCUACGUUGGAGCCUACAAGGGAGCUGGCACAUAUGACCAGACGCACUAGGAGUAAAACUGCUUAAGGAAACAAGGACUUUUCCCCUAUAACAUAG
Calidris pugnax (ruff) is the source of this 680-nucleotide messenger RNA. Its product is annotated as tubulin polymerization-promoting protein family member 2-like. Gene Ontology annotation, biological process: positive regulation of protein polymerization; microtubule bundle formation; microtubule polymerization. The transcript is spliced from 4 exons. The record is from RefSeq and is a predicted model, not a curated record. Gene Ontology annotation, cellular component: microtubule. Bases 128 to 634 code for a protein of 168 amino acids. Gene Ontology annotation, molecular function: calcium ion binding; tubulin binding. Lineage: Eukaryota; Metazoa; Chordata; Aves; Charadriiformes; Scolopacidae.